GCCACGGUGACGUCACUCUGAGUAGUGUAGUGCAGUGAGGAGGAGCCAAGUAAGCUCCGUUCGUAUUAUAUGUCCGAGUGUGCAAAACGAGUGAAUUUUCAAGCGUAUGUACUGUUACGAUCUCUUUCAACGACGACACCUUCAGUGCGAGUAAGCUCAUUACGUGCGUAAUCAGCCCACAUAUACACGCGUGUACGAACGUGCGUGGCAUUCGGGUAUUGUAUGGUAUACAUACACGUUCGUUGGAAGCCGCGCGCCGAAAUUCUUUUAUCGCGUCAUCGCCGGUUUAAUCCUCACGUAAGAGCCCCCUCGACGUUCCCGCUCAGAGGAGGCAAAGCGCGGGAGUAUCCACGGUGUAGAUGUAUCGGUAGAUCUUCAAGUAUAAUACGUGCGUGGUACGUGAUGCUUCGGGCCGCGACAAAUAUAGAGGCAGUGGUGUGAAAAAAAAGAGAAGUAAAAUUACCCUGGAGUGAAUAUAUACUCGGAAUACAGGGUGUAUAUGUAUAUGCGUUGCAAUACGUGCGUAUGUACAUGUAUCCCGAAUGCAUGCGUGUGUAAGACGGGCGUAUAGAUGUGCACGGUACACAGUGCCGUGGUCGUUUCGCUUCUCGGAUAGGAUUUGCUGCGCGAGGUACAAAGCAGUCGGCGAGAGGAAGAGGAAACGACUGUGCCGUUUCGCCGCGUUCGAAUUGAUUCGCGUUAUCAACAGUGGGUCACACAUUCGCGACGCGCGCGCGCGCGCGCCCCGACACUCGGAAAGAAAGAACGAGAAAGAGUUCUCUUCUUUUCGCGUGCAGCAGGCCAGCCUUGAUGCGCCGUGUCGUCGUCGUGCCGUGUGUCGUCGUGUCGGGUCCGUGCCACGUGCUGUGCCGUGCUGUGCCGUGACGUGACGUGACGCGACGCGACGUGACGUGGGCUGUGUCACCCCGGCUCCGGAGCAAAGCGAACCGUGCGUGUUAAAAGAUCGCAGCAUCGGCAAUACGAACGCGAGUGAACGUGAGAGUCGAGAGAGAGAAAGAGAGAGAGACAGAGAGAGAGAGAGAGAGAGAGAGAGAAAGAAAUUGCGAGGCUACUGCCGCGAGAUGGAUCACCCGUGCUGUAUCGCGCCGGGUGGAAGUGCUCGUGUGACGUGACGUGGUGAUUACGAGAAGAAGCAAUAUUCCCCAUAUCGCGAUUCAGUGAUGUACCAUGUGGUGGGCUUCAGCGAUCUUGAUCCUCGCAAUCAUCAUUACAAUCAGCGGUGCCCGCUAUCUAGGCUCCCGUUUUCCGUCCUCUGCCGCCAUCAGUUACUCCUGCUCCUCUUUCACCUCCUCCGCGUCGACGUGUCCGCUGUACGUCGCACAGCGAAAGUUUGAUCACGAGGAUCCCCUCGUCGUCGUCAUUGUCGAUUUUAUAGUGGCGAACGUCGCAGCCAUCGCUGCCGUUAUCGUUAACGUUGCUACCAGAACGCAUGCACGAGCGGUCGUUCUUCCAACGUGCCGCAUCCUCGACGACAGCGAUCACCCCAUCUGCACGGCUCGCCUUUUCCUGGCUACUGACUAGUGAUUAAUCGUUUGCCUGUCUGUUGCAGCAGGAAGACGGAGGAAUGUGCGGAUACCGUGCGAGUUAAAGUAAACAGAGCGGCGAGUGACAAGUGCAAAAGAGGGCGGUAUAUAUAUAUAUAUAUAUAUAUAUACAUAUAUGUAUAUAUACACAUACAUAUGCAUACAUAGUUUUCGGGAGCGAGUUUUUUUUUUACUCCACCGUGGGAGAGUUUCAACCGUUACUGCGUUCCAUUUCGUUACGGUGGAUGUAACGUGUAACAAUCGUGCUGGUCCGACCCGUGUACGUUUCGUGCGUUAAUUCCUCGGUAAAGGAAAUAAAAGAAAGAAAGCGAAGGCAGAAGUUACUAUCUUUGUGCUGUGUACAAUUCAUCUCUACCUGGACGGAGAUAAAGCGAAAACAGAGGCGAAGGAGAUUGGAGGCCGAGUUCCUAAGGAGAGAAAGGAGAAGAGAAAAAAAAGCGUGCGAACCAACAGCUUGUUCGUCGAGUUGUCCGAAAAGUAAUUCGCGUCGCGUGUGUUUGGUGUAGUGUGCGGUGAUUACUAUCGCCGGUCGAGGUUGUGUGUCGUUGUACAGUGCCUCCAAACGAUACCACAACAUCCGGUUCCAAAUGAAGAGUUCGGAGCAAAAUGGUUAGAGAGACACGUCACCUGUGGGUUGGAAAUCUGCCGGAAAACAUCCGUGAGGAUCGCAUCAGGGAGCAUUUCAAGCGGUAUGGACGCGUGCAGAGCGUCAAGCUGUUGCCACGGGGUGAAGAAUGCCCCGUGGACGGAGGUUCCAGUGGUUCCCUCGGCGAGGGCAACGAGGGCGGUUCCGGUUCCGGAGGCGGUGGCGGUGGUGGCGGUUCCUCUACCAGCUCGGGGGGUGCCUCAGCGACGGUGGCGUUCAUGGAUAUCAAGUCUGCAGCGAAGGCUCAUGCGACUGAGCAUACGUUGGACGAACGAGCCCUUACCACACAGUACUACGAACCACAGCAUCUUCAGCACAGGUUUCCAUCUCACGGAAGUUCGGAGGAUCAUGGACCCGGCGGCGGUAGCGGGAGUGGAGGAGGCGGAACAGGCAACGUUUCCGGCGGCAGCGGUGGCGGAGGUGGUGUCGGGAAUACCGGUACCGGCGUCGGUGGUAGCGUCGCCGGAAGUGGAGAGCGAGAGAGGGGUGGCGAGGGUUUUGACUCACGUGGCUUCUACGGUAGCGAGAGAAGCAACCGGGUUGGCACCGGGAGCGGCAGCGGCGUCAGCGUCGGCGUCGUCGGCGGUGUCGGCGGCGGCGGUGGCGGCGGCGUCGUCGUUGGCGGUCAUCCGACGGAUCCUUCGACGGGGGAUCCUGUCGGCGGCUACAUACCCCGCGGCCGUCCACCACCUGCGAGUUCUUAUCACGUGACAUCGAGCAGGGCGAGGGAUCGGCUCUAUCCAAGGACCGGCCCGUAUGUCUCUGACCGGCCGCCGCCCCCGCCCCAUCUAGAUCGUCAUCGUGGUAGCUUGCCUCCAUCGUCCUGGUCGACUUACGAGUCGACGAGCUCGAGAUACGGCAAUGCACCACCACCACCCUCGCCUGCCACCAACGACGCUUACCAAGACGAGCAAGGUAAUUGUCACCUACCGAUGUUGAAUCGCCGCGGUAACUAUCCCUUACCACACACCUUCGCCCACAAAUAUCGAUAUCGAGGUGGUGGCGGCGGCGGUAGCGGCAGUAGCGGUGCUUUGCGACAACACAAAAAGCAACGCAGAAAAUCGCGCAGCGGGAGCAGCUCGCCGAGUGGUAGUAGUCGUUCCGGAAGUAGCAGUAGUAGCCGGAGCGGUAGCUCAGGCGGCAGUACCACUGGUGGUAGCACAUCGCCUGGUAGCUCACCCUAUCGCACCAGCAAUGUUGCCGUUACAGAGGAUCGCCGAGCGCUAGCCAUUUGCGUAAGGAAUUUACCAACACGUAGCAGUGAUACCUCUCUCAAGGACGGCCUCUUUCACGAGUACAAGAAACACGGCAAAGUGACGUGGGUGAAGGUCGUAGGUGUAGCCGGCGACCGAUAUGCCCUCGUGUGCUUUAAAAAACCCGAGGAUGUCGAAAAAGCCCUCGAGGUCUCGCAUGAUAAACUCUUCUUUGGUUGCAAGAUCGAAGUGGCUCCUUAUCAGGGCUACGAUGUCGAUGACAAUGAGUUCAGGCCGUACGAAGCAGAACUCGACGAAUACCAUCCGAAGGCAACAAGAACGUUAUUUAUCGGGAACCUCGAAAAGGAUGUCACGGCAUCCGAGCUCAGGAAACAUUUUGAACCAUUUGGUGAAAUAAUCGAAAUUGACAUAAAGAAACAAGGCGCCGUAUCGAGUUAUGCUUUUUGUCAAUAUUCGGACAUCGGUAGUGUUGUUAAAGCCAUGAGAUCCAUGGAUGGUGAACAUUUAGGUACGAAUCGGAUUAAACUCGGAUUUGGAAAGUCGAUGCCCACGUCCUGCGUUUGGGUUGAUGGCAUUGGAGAUUGCAUGUCCGAGAAAUACCUAAACAUGCAGUUUCAUCAGUUCGGGCCGAUAACUCAGGUAGUGGUGGACCGCGAGCGCGGUCAAGCUUUGGUCUUUUUCGACCAAAUAAACUGUGCUCAAGCCGCCGUGAAAGAAAUGCGAGGAGUCGUACUUCGGGGCCGUCGUUUGCAGGUUGAUUUUGCGUCACGAGAAUGUCAGGAAACAUUCUAUGAACACCUCGAACGUCAAGGAAACACUAGCGAAAAACCUUGGGACUCAAGACCUUCGCCAGCAUCGUCGUUUGAUGUGACGUACACGAGUCAUAAUCGAGAGCUUAAAACAAGUGCAUUCGUGAUUCGAAGGAUUCCUUCUAGGCGGGAGCGCGGUAGCUUCGACUCGGCGGUCACGGUAUCAAGUUCGUGCAGCCGAUUCACACGCUAUGACACGCCCCCGCGAUCAAGAACAGCGAGCUAUUCGCGAACCUCCGGAGGGAGUACUCCGGGCGCCAGUCCAGCUCAUCCGACGGCGAUGUCGCGAACCAGCAGACGGUCUUACCAAGAUUCAUACUACGACGGUGACUAUGGUGAACCGACGUCGCGUCGAUUCCGUAGUUACGACGAGUAUAGUCAGGGCAGCGGUGCAAGUCACGACGACUAUCAAAGCAGUGUUCUCAGCGACGGCAAGCUCAACGACGACGACUGUCCGCCACCGUCGCGACGUCACGCAGUUCAAAGUGUUGUCACGAGCGUCGAUCCACCUGCACCACCACCACCGUUAUUACCUCCACCUGACAUCCGGCAUCUCCAGAAAGAGCGUGUCCACUUGUUGGAGCAGCUUGAGGAGUGCCACAGUAGCGGCGACGAGGUCGGAUUCGCGCCAAAGAAACGCACGAAACUUGAUAGCUCGUCGUCGACUAUACUCUGCGAAGAUGACGAACCGGAAAUCGCGUCGUUACUCGUCACCUCGCAUUCUAGUAGGAAAGGCAUGGACUUUAGACGCGUUAGUGAUAGUAAAGUAGUGGUACAUCAUAGCACGAGAAGAAGUAGUUGCGAGGGCAGAGGUCCUGGGCCAUGUAAACGUCGUCGGGAUGCUACUAGCAGGCAUCACGAACAUCAUGAUGGAUCUCGACCAGGUACCCCUCUUGUCGACGAACGGCCGGAGAAUUUGGUGCCUAGCGAACCGAGACGAUUUAGAGAGAGGAGCCACGAGGGUCCAUUGUCGCUACCUUUACCGAGGUUCGCGGCUCAAAUGUUAAACAACAACAAUAACACGAGCAAUAGCAAUAAUAAUAACGGCAGUGGCGCUCGGUCGAGCGGUGCCAGUCUCGCGAAAGUUGCUAGUCCGCCGUGUGCCAGCUUCUCUACGGCGCCCAGUCCACGUGCCGCUCCGCAACCACCAGCUUCGCCACCUCCCAGACAUCCCAGCUCAAGCCCGACCAGUUCCGACAGUGAGACAGCACCGCAGUCCCCUAGUCUGGAAGAGAGAAUACGUUCUCUGGAUGAAAAGUACGAGAAGUGGUCUGGUUCCAGAGCGUUGAGCGCCGUCGGUGGCGACGCUCUGGCGAAGCUCGAUGCGAGUACUUCGGAACGAUUUAAAUUUCGGCAUAAAUUGCUUGACAUGGCUUUACACGAAGUACAACCUUCUGACAUCGUAAAAUCAGUCCUUGCGAAAAGAAGCGUGUUUGACGAAGAUUCGAAGCGAUUGGAGAACUAUAGUGAAAAGUACGAACCGCGAGAGUUCACCGGUAUUAUCGGCAUCGGAUCGGUUUCGAUGAUCGGUAGCACCGCUGGCCUUACCACUAGCAGUAGCUGUACCAGCAAAGUUUGCCUACAGUAUCCGUUUCCUAGUCAUCCGCCGGUACAACUAAGCAGUAGUGGUACGUCAAUUGCCAAUAUGGUCGGCGCCAACACGUCGUUAUCCACAAGUCUGACCCCGACGACGACUAUAGUCACGUCGGCGAUGAAGACCGAUCCGCGGAUAGCGCAGCACAACUGUAUACACCCAACACCGGCGACGCCAAUCACUCCCGGUACAUCUAUCAAGACAGUUAGUCCCGAAUUACCACCGGUUUCUCUACCGAUCGGUCUUGGUAGCGGAACGGUAGCCGGUAGCGGUAACGGUAGUCUUCUAAGCAGCAACGGUAGCAUAGGUAGUAUUCACAACCUCGGAGCCUCGACACAUCGGGGAUUGAGCAUUUCUGGAAGCACCGCCUCGCCUACGGCGUCGUCAACAUCGACGUCGUUGACAGACGCCUUCACGACUGUAAUUACAACAACGGCGGUACCUGUUACGACAUCGAGUACGGUAACCUCGUCAGCGACGACGACAACGACAUCCGUGAUAGGUACGACACCUCCCACGACGACUACCAGUUCGAUAGCUCCACCGUCUUCCAUAACAUCCUCAUCUAACUCUUCCUCUUCAUCGUCAUUAUCCACAUCUUCCACAGAUUUGCCUCGUUCUCGUUUGAGGAAGGAGAGCAGCGCUAGCAGUCGAGAGAGUAGAGACUCUCGCGACAGUAAGGAUAGUAGGGAAUCAAAGCAUAAUAAAGGGAAGGAUUGUCAAAGGAGAUCGCGGAAGGAAGAAGUUGAUGUUGAGAGAAGUCGCAAAGAUAGAGACGAGAGAGAAAGUUCGAACGUCGUUAAUGAUAUGGGCGAAACGGAUAAUCAUAGUAAGGAUUUUAAGGAUAACAAGGAACUAAGGUACGAACGGAAAGACCGAGAGGAGAGAAGGGACAAAGAAGAUCGUGACAAGCAGGAUCGGAGGGACAAGGAAGAUCGUGAUCGUCAGGAACGGAAGGAAAGAGAAGAACGUGAAAAGCGAGAAAAAGACGAGGAGAGGCGAGAAAGAGAAAGAUUAGAUAAAGAACGACAAGAGAAGGAUAGAAAAGAACGAGAAGAAAGAGAACGUGAGAGAAAAGAAAGAGAAGAGAAUGAGCUUAAGGAAAAAGAGAGGCGGGAAAAGGAACGUAUCGAACGCGAAAGGAGAGAACGAGAGGAGAAAGAACGGCAAGAACGAAGAGAACGUGAGGAACGUGAGAGGAGAGAACGUGAAAGAAAAGAACGUGAGGAAAGGGAAGAACGUGAGAGGAAAGAACGUGAAAUUCGCUUGGAGCGCGAGAAGCAGGAAAAGGAGCGUCUCAGAAGAGAAAGAGAAGAGCAGGAAAGAAGAGAGAAAGAAGAACGGGACAGGUUAGAACGGGAAAGGAGAAGAGAGGAGAAGGAACGUCUUGAACGAGAGAGGAAGCGAGAGAGGGAAGAGAAGGAGAAAAUCGAACGAGAACGACGGAAGGAGAAGGAAGAACGGGAGAAGAUUGAAAAAGAGAAACGCGAGAAGGAAGAACGUGAACGUCUUGAAAGAGAAAAACACGAAAGAGAAAAACGUAAGGAGCGCGAGGAUCAAGAGAGACGAGAUAAGGAGAAGGCUGAACGUGAAAAAAGGCGAGAUCGUGAGGAGAAGGACAAGGAUAAGAGAGACCGCGACGACAACAGACGGCAACUCUCUCUGCAACAACCCACCGAAAAUCACGUACAUCCUUCUGUCACGUCUCAGUCUCAGACCCAAAUCACUCCUGCACCGGUAUCAAUCAAGCGCAGAUGCUCAUCGCAAGAUGGCCCUCCUGAGGAAGACGCGAAGCGUAUGAAAAUCUCAGACCAUCGACGGGAUAGCAAGGAUCGAUCUCGGCAGAAUAGGAGAUCGGAGGAUCGCAAGCAUCGCAACGAUUCGCAUCGUUCUAGUCGAGAGAGCAGGGAAAGUCGUGACAGUAAAGAAAGCAGUGGCGCGACACAACAGGAUAACAGAGACAGUGUCGGACACAAUGAAUCGACUCGGGAAAAUAAUUCGAGGGACAAUGGUAAGGAGAAACAGAAGGUCAAAAGGAAUCGAUCAGAAAAGGAGUCGAGGGAACGUAGUCCUAGAGUCUCGCACGAACCCGAGAAGGAAUUUUUGUCGAGAUUGGAACUAGCCAAAAACGUCGACUCGAGUUCAUCGAACGAACAAGCUUCGCUAGGCUCGAAUCACACCAGAGAUUCGCAACAUCAUCAACAGCAGCAAUCCACAUUGAACUUGCACAGUGACGUAGACGACGGUCCGCUGUCUACUCACGAAAUACAAGUAGCAAGACAUCCAUCCGCCACCGAUACAGAUAGCGACGAGCCCAAGAAACACUCCAUCUUCGAUAUCGUUGACGACGAGCCUGCCUACAUUAGCAUGUACGACAAAGUGAAGGCUCGUUCAACGAAGAACAUGCAGAAAUUAGAAGAAGAGAAACGUCAAGUGCGUCUGAAAGAUAAAUUUUCGCAGCUGAAGCAAAGUCGCGCGAGGCGAGAGGAAAAGAAACAGAGCACAUCGUGGGAUGGAGAUUCGGUGAGCAGCAAAGCUCUAACUGAAGACGAGGCUACAUCCGAAUCAGACUCGACGAGAACUAAAUCUCUUUCCAGAAAAGGCUCACGAUCACGGAUUCAUUCAGACACCAGCGAAGAAGAGGAGCCAUUUAACAACAAGGUUCGCAAGGCGGUUGUAAAAUCAGAGAGAUUCUUAGAAAGCGACGUCGAUCUCGGCUUCGCCGACACCGAAGAGAAACAGAAUCGGCUGGAGGUCUCGAGUGUCAUCGUGAAUAACGUGCAUGCCACCAUUAAAGAAGAACCCCGCACUUCUGACGAAGAUGAGAAGAUAGCAAUCGGAUUCCGCAGAAAUCAUCCAAUAAUAGAGGUGAUCAAUCACGAAAGAGAUUCGCGAAAGAAAUCGCACAAAAAGAAGCAGAAACGUCAGAAAAACAGCAUCUCACACGAGAACAGUCUGAAGGUGGAACCAGCGGACAAUACAGAACAAAAGAGUAAAACCAAUGUCAUCACGACACCAACUGAUUGUCGGCCGAAUCACGGUGCGGAACUUGUUACCACUACUUCUGUGACGACCAUUGUCGCAACGUCUUUGGAGAAUGCCGAGGAGAGACUGCGAGUAGACAAGAAGCAACGUAGUAAGAAGGAUAAGAGACGAGAUCGAAAUGGAGAAGACAAAGCUAAGGCGAGGCGGAAGAGGCUCAAUCGGCAAGAAGCGAGAGAUUCCCAACGCAUGGAGGACAUCUUUGGCCCACUCUCAGACGAUGUUGACGACGGUCCAACAUCUAACACUUUCUUCAACAGAUUUGGCAACAUGACGUCGGAGAAUAGCGUUUACGCGUCGGACAGCGAUGGUGGUCGCAGCUCGCUUGAUAUGGACCGAGUAAGACGAAAGACAGAAAAGAAACGGCGUCAUCAGCCGGAGGACGAGAACAGCGUCGAUUUAGCUGAGGCUGGCCGUGAAAUUGAAGCGAAACUUUUAGGUAUUCCGAGUUCUCCAAAAGUCGCAGUCGCGUGCAACGAGCCCAACGAUCAUGACGUUUUUCGAUUCACCGACGACAAUGACAGUAUCGAACCGUCCACGCCUUCGACUGUACCGGAAAAGGUUAAAGAGAAGAAGAAGAAGCGGAAGAGGUCGAAGGAGGAACGUAGUCGGAAAGACUAUCAUCAUCACCAUCAUCAUCAUCAUCACCAUCACGAGAAGAGCGGUGAAUUGCCUUAUUUGGGCGCCGAACCUAGUCCACCGAGGGCGAGUAGUCCGUUAAUAUCUAAAACGACGUCGCCCACCUUGCCCACGCCUAGAGAGACUCUGCUAAGCCCGAUACCUAAAGCAACCUCCAACGUAUCAACCGCAUCAUCGAUUACUCCACCGGUCGUCAGUAGUAUUCAAACUCCCAAACUCGAGAAGAAAAAGGAUAAGCUUAUACCCGGCUUUGGAAUCGAAAUCGACGAGGCUAUCCACGAGAACGCCGUGAAAAGUAUUUCGGAACCUGAUGAGAGAGACGGUAGUCAGUCUCGCACCGGCAGAGAGGAGCCGGAAGUACCUGUAGCAACGACGCCGCCAACUCAGAACGAGGACAAACCACGAGUAGCAAUAUCUCAAGAAGAAACGGAGGAUGCGGUUGCUGCGUUACUCGAGGAAACGUUCGGUGCCUCAACGGAGGACUUCUCUUACGAAGGCGAGGAAGAGGAAGGAGAAGCGGACGGGGUUACCGGGGCUGCGACCGAAGCACCUCAAGAGGAUGUCGAGGAGAUGCAGCAAGCCGUCGAGAGUCUCAACGCUUCGACAGGAGAAGGCGACGCGGAUCUGAAGCCGGAUACGCCGCAAAGCGAGCAUGAUCUUCAAAUCGACACAGACACCGACCAAGAAGACCCGAAUUACGAAACGUUCGACCUCACGCAACCGCCGAAGACACCAGACAUACCGUCCUUCUACAAAUCUCCGACAAAGACCUUGAAUAUGACACCUGUCUUGACAGCUCCCGAGAAGCCAAUCGAGAUGCGACUACCACCAGCUGCAGUGACAAAGCCACAAAGUCCGCCGCCGAGUUCUGUGAUUGCUCAUUCAUGGAAUCUGAAUGAGCACAAGCCUCGCGAGCCUGCGAGAGCUGCACAAGUAGAAACUGUCGCAGAAUCGGGCGUAGAUAUCGCCGCCAGUCCGGAGAGGAUAUCGCAGAUCGAUCAAGAAUCUCCAUUACUUCCACCGUCUCAAUACAAGCAACCUAUGCUGGGACCUUGCACUGUACCAAUUACGAGCGAGGUGCCGAAACUGUCUGCCACGAGUCCACGACCAUCACCGGUCACGGUGCAGCCUCUAUACCAAAGACUUCCUGUAUCACCGCAGUCUCAAAUGGUGCCGUCGAUGCGACAGGCUUCACCCAAAACGCAGAAUGUCGUGACAGUUUCCUCUUCUGCCUCUACCACCAACACGACAACGCCAUUACCACAGUUAGGACCGUCAAGAAUACCACCUCUGGUACCGUCGCAGUUGUCGCCGCGUGUCUCUCAGCCACUCUCGCCGAACGGCCAAUGGUCACGGAAUCCUACGAUGAAUCCUCAUGGACCUAAUGUUAACAAACCAUCGCCCCCGACCGCCAGGAUAGCAGUGUGCGUGCCCAUUUCCGCUCAGAGAUUGGAGGCGCCGGUACAACAGAUUUACUCGACUGCGGCAACGCAACAGCCGGUGAUUCAACAUGCUUCGGGAAUGUUGGCACCCGCGUCUGGAUAUCCUCGUGGCGGUUUGCCACCGUUGACUCUGAAUAUCCCGUCUCGACCUUUCAUGCCGGUAUCGCCAUUGGCGCCUGGCAUGCAGAUAAAGAGCUCUCGGGACUCUUCCCUGAGCGUCAAGUCCGUGAUAGAAACAUUACUCCCUGUAAAUCCGAACGAACCGCCGCAAAGAUUGGAAGAACCGAAAUUAUCACCCGCUAUUAUACCGGAGCCGACCAACAAAGCGUCUACCUCCCCUAAGGUUCCGUCACCGAACCAACCACCUACAUAUAUACCUGAGACGGCAAAGAUCGAGAUCAACGCCAGUACGUCCAGCCCUGUGUUCGGCAAACCAUCCUGUGUCAACGAUAGUUACAUGUUAUCGUCUCGGACCCAGAAACAAAUUCCCGUUUCUAUCACGACGGACAGCAAUCUGCUGUCGCCGAGACAGAAGCAAGAAUUGUCGAAUCUUCAGCUUCUCACUACGCAUGUACCACGCUCCUCCACACCCAGUCCCGUGAUCGUGGCUCAUGGCCAAUCUCAUUUGUGCCACAAGCCCUUGCACACUCUGGGCCCACCUAUUGUCUCUUCUCCGAAUCAACCAUUGAUAAAAACUGUCGUACCUAUCGUCUCUCAGCAAAUAACGCCGCACACGCCGAGCACACCGUUACCCAAUGAGAAGUGUGUCAUUUCGCAAACAUCGCUGCCUCUGCCUUGUUCAAGACAGUCGCCUGUUUCCCAAAGUCAGCUGGUCAAGUCUCACGUAGUGCCUCUAGUAUCUCAGACCGUGUCACAGACGAUCAUAGCCAGGGUGGUGCCGUCGAUAUCAACUGCAUCGACACCACCGAUGAAUGAACAAGUCACACCUGAAUGCUUGGAAUCACGUAUCACGCAAGCUCAACAACUGGAAUUGGAUGCUGAAGCGCAGAUCGGUCAAACGGCUCAACCGAUGCAACUUACACCACCCGUACAAUCAACGCAACCAAUCGACGAGAUAAAGCAAGAACCCGUCGACGUCAAAGAAGAAAACACGAUGAAUGAGAGCAAAUAUAACGUGGAAUUUGAGAAGCCCUUGAAUCAGCCUUGCGCAGAAGACAACGUGAAACCCAAGCAAGAGAAACAGGAGAUAAUCAAGACGGAAAUUACGCCUUGUGUUCCCAAAGUCGAAGUUGCCGAUACGAUUGUACCGAAACUCGAGGCGCAAACUCCUAUAAAAACGGAAGCUACUAGCGAUAUUAAAGAAGAAGACAUUGCGAAAGAGAACGACGAAAUGGAGUUAGAUGAAGAAUCAGUAGAAGAUCCGUUGAAAGAGCCGAGCACAGAUCCUCUCGCUAUCGAUCCGAAGGAAGAUGCGACCGACAGUAAAGAAGACAGCGACUACUGGUCCGCGAAGGAAGUGAACAUCGAGAGUGUCAUCAAGAAAGUCGACGCUCUGUGCGAUGGCGAGGGCAACGACGCCGACGACAGCACUCAACCGACCGAGAAUGUCAACAGCGACUCACACGACACCAGCAAGAACGAGUCGGAUUGGUUCGACUCCGAGACAACGGAAAACGAGAAUAAAAAGAGUUUUACAACUACCGACGACCACGACGAAGGCGUGGAGACGUGUGAGAACGAAUCCACGCGGAGUCGUCGUGGUAGGACGAAAAGCAGACGCGGCUGCCGCGGUGGAGUCACCACCAGGCGAGGUGGCAGGAACGCCACCGCCGCGGUCUCUCACAGACGCGGCGGUAGAAGCCCUCGGGGUAGCAAACAUCACGUUGAGAAGAACAAAUUGCCGGCCGAUGUUUACGAGUUCCAUGACGACAGCGAGGAGGACAAUGCCGGUCGUCCGCGGUUGAUUCUCACCAUCAAAUCUCCUGGACCAAACGUGAGCGGACCGAACGCACAGCCGCCAACACCCGUGGCUGCGGUAAAGGAAGUACCGCCGGAAGAGUUCGUCUCCCCGGCAGCCAACACGAGAAAGUCCCGAAGAUUGGCGGAGAAAGACGGCAGUCGGAAUACGGUCGACGAUGUCAUUGAGGAUGUCGUUCGUGGAUCGCCCGUACAUAAAGGCUUGGCUGGUGCUACCACUCACGCCACCAGACGAAGUACUCGACACAACAACUCACCACGUAAUGUACAAACGGCGCAGCAGCCAACGAUGCCGUUGACGGAGCUUCGUAAGUCGCCUAGAGGUGGCCGCAAAGCGACGAGACGAACGUCUGAAAAUAACGACGAUAGCGGAGAGGAAAAACCGAAGGAAGCAACCACGGCAGUGGUGGCAGCACCGCGCGAGGAGACUCCAAGCAAGGAAGAGACAAAAUUGGCCGAACCGGAAAGCCCGAAGACGGAAGAACCAGCUCCACCCGUUACACCAACGCCGCCCCAGAAGAAAGUCUCGCUUGAACCGAUGACGUUGAUCGAUCCAGUUACGGGUGAUCUCAUUCCGAUGAGGGAAUCCGAGGAAGGUCAGUAUAUACCAGUGUCCACGACAUCCGGCCAAGCGCAAACCACUACACAAACUAGAACGCAAGGUGAAUCACGAAACAGUGGAACGAUCAGCAAUCCAAGUAACGAAACGCCACGAGCGAAACCCGCUUCUUCUGAAAGUACUUUAUUAGUCCCGCCAGAACCGAAGAAGGAAGUUGUAGAGCAUACACCUUGUCAACCUCCCGCGGUACCGAUCCAACAACAAAAGCAUCAAAUACAGCAACAGGUUCAACCGCAAACUAGCGUAAUUACGAAACCACAAUCUCCAACGGUGCAGGUCACUUCUACCAUUACCAUCGCACAACAAUCGACACCGUGCACGACUAUCACUACCGUGGUAACCGCGCCGACUAUAACGGCGGCGCAAACGGUGCUCACUUGUUCCUCGCAGGCAAUGAGCUUCAAAGCGCAUAUGCUGAACGUCAACAAGCUAGCAAAUCAACAGCAGGUCGUUGUGACCAAACCAGUGGCCCCGAUCGUACCCAGUCAAACGAUAGUACAGAAUAUCGUCAAGCCGCCCGCGCAAACGAUACAGCAAGGCCUGAAUCUGCAGAUACCACCUGGCAGAGUCGUGUCACCCAGCUUGAGCCCGCGCACGAAACAGGCGACGCAAUUGGCGGUUGCUAAUGGAAAACAAGGUCAACCCAUGUCUCCUGUGCUCAAUAACACCGGUGCACCACCUAAUCCCAAGCAACACUUGCUACAAGCCGCGAAACAACAAACGUCAACGAUCGUAAACAUGCCGCAGAAAUUGUCAUUACAUUCUGUCAACGUGAACCUUGUCACUCCAGCACCGAGAAUUCAUCAACCAGUCUCGCAAGCAACCACUCUCAAGGGCAUCAAUGGACAACCUCAUCCGCUCAAUCCGAAAACACAUUUACUACAGGCCGUAGUUCCGACGAUGGUCACCGGAACGGUAGCGAGUUCCGUCACGCAACCUCAUCUCGUCAACCCACAGUCGAUUGCAGGCAGCGUGAGCUGUGGCCGACCUUCAGGAACACCGAAACCUACCGCUGGAACGAUGGAACCGCAGAAGAUGGAAGUACCAAUGUCUGGUUGUAUCAUGGUGCCAACUGCGAGCGCGCAACCUCGUAGUGUACCAAUGCCAUAUGAAGCUCCGCUGCAUGGCAGUGCGGGCGCCACUCCACCAGGAAGUCAGUACAGUCUUGUUCCCCCGCAUCGAUCUCAGAGUCCUCCAUUGCCUCCACCUGCUCACCAUCAUACCAAUGCUUCCCAGGGUGAUGUCGUUAACCAUUACGGAGGACUGUCUCGCGGUGGAGAGCUGGCACCUCAUUACAUGUUUCAAUAUCAGUAUCUACGUGCGCAGGAAGCAUUGGCAACACCUCGCAUAGCUUAUCACAUUCCAGGAACAAGAUCUCCACACGUACCCUUAGAUCCCAAGCUUGAGGGCGGCAUAGAGGACAGCCACAGUCCUCCUUUGGAACUAAGACGGGCGACAAGAACACCGCAGGAACGUACCACCGAUAGUCCACAAGUUGCUCAAGUUUACAUGUUACACGGAGCAAUGCGCUUACAACCCCCGCCGCAGUACAAUGCGGGAAGUAAUCCGUCGCUGCCUGGUGCACCAGCUGGUGCUAGAACAACAUAUUACGACCCACCGCCCGCGCAUAUACGUUCUCAAUAUCCUAUGACCGCCAGCGAGGCGCCGACCGAUAGAGCGAUUACUCCGGACAGAUCCAGAAAACAUCAGGUUGUCACACCGCCGCACGCGUCUCAGGUGCCUCCGCAAGCGGACUCAUUUCAGAUGCUGCUACAACGUUACCCAGUUAUGUGGCAGGGUCUGUUAGCUCUUAAAAACGACCAGGCCGCGGUACAGAUGCACUUUGUCUUCGGUAAUCCUAACGUAGCCAGAGACAGUCUGCCGUGCAAUAGCGACGGAUCCACUCCACCGUUAAGGAUAGCACAAAGAAUGAGAUUAGAACAAACUCAAGUAGAGGGUGUAGCAAGAAAAAUGCAGACUGACAACGAACAUUGUAUGCUGUUGGCACUUCCUUGCGGCCGUGACGAAGUAGAUGUGUUGCAACAAAGCAAAAAUCUUCAAACAGGUUUCAUUAUGUAUCUUCAACAAAAGCAAGCUGCUGGAAUCGUUAACAUUGCUGCACCGGGCUCGCAGCAGCCAGCGUAUGUAGUUCACAUUUUCCCGUCUUGUGAGUUUGCGAAUGAGAGUUUGGCAAGAAUCGCACCCGAUCUACUUCACCGUGUCGCAAAGAUCGCUCAUUUGCUAAUCGUCAUUGCUACGGUCUGAGGACGAUCAGUGACCACUUAUUGGAUUAUACGAUCUAUCCAUGUCCUUACAUACCGCGGGACACUUCGCAUGUGGCAUGAAGCCUAGAAGUGUCCGUCUAACGCGCACAUAAAGUUGUGCAAAGAUCGAAGACAGGAAGAAAAGAAAAUAAUAGAAGGCAGGGAGAAAGAAGAGAUGCGUUCGAAACAAAUGAGAGCUCCUUUAUCCGGAGUCGUAUUAGUGACAAUCAAAUGGAACCCAACGCUACGCCGAUCUUAGAUCGUAGGCCUAAAGCGAGGCACGAGGUUGUGCGAUGGAGAGAGGCUAGCACGAUUAAUACGCCGGUAUCAUCGCGCGUGCCUCCCUUCCAAUGGAUUCGGGCGCAAGCAAGCUCGUUUUUCUUUUUUUCGGACGACUUGUAACUCGCGUCGAUUACUGACAGUCGUUUGUGGGAUCGACCGACAUCACUCUUGGUCUUUCUGACAAGCAGGUCAGGGCACAACCCCCACAGCCUUCAGACGAGACCUUCGAUUCAUCACUCGCGAUCAGUCCACGAAACUACUCACGUUCGUUCUUCUCGUAGAGGAAAAACCAGUUAAAUAACCGUUGCUCUAGAGGGACAGUCAAAUCCGUAAAUAAUGGUUAGGAUGAAAUAACGUAAAACCCUACAUCAUUACACACGAGCUAUUUUAAGUAAGGCUUGAACGUUAAUGAUAAAACUGUAUAAAUUAUAAGCAAGCCAGCGAGGGCAUAACUACUGUGAUUUUAAUUAUUUAACGAUACAUAACUGCGUUACGAGGCAGAAAACAAAAGUAAAACAAUAUAAGGGUGAUCGACUAAUGCUCUGUGAGGUAUGUGAUGUGUUUUUUGUAUGAUACUGCUCUAUAUAAAUAACUAUGUAUUAUAUUAUUAUAACGAGAUAGUUGCUGCUACACCCCUGUUUCUGCCGCGCCGCCGCCACCGCUCGUGUCGAAUUAGAAUGUAAAUCAUAAUGCUAGACCUUUAACAUAAAUGCGAGAAAAAUGGGCUAUACCGAAUAGAAUUUGUCCCUAGUGUAUCAUAAUUUUGCAUAGCAGGCUGUAACAUAUUCUGAAUUAUUACUAUUAUAUUAUACUUUUAAAGAACGCAUACAUCAUACAUUUUGCAAAAAAAUUUAUAGAAUAUUCUAAUUCUGAGCCUUCGUGAUUAUGGUUAUUACGAUCCAUAUGAAUAUCACUUAUUUUAUUACAGUUAUGAUUAUUAUUAUUAUUAAUAUCAUUAUUACUGUUAUUAUUACGACUACUAUUACCAAUGCUAUUGCUACUAUUACUACUAUACUAUUACCACUACUCUACUACUCUACUAUUACUACUACUAUUACUACCACUACUCUACUACCACUAUUACCGCUGCUAUUAAUUAUUAUUAACGUUAUUACAGCAGGCUAGCUAUAUAUAGGAGGGCGUACCAAUUCGCAUAUUUAAGGACAAAUGGGGCUUAUUUGUCAUACUGGAAAAAAAAAUAGUAUGACCGAUCUCAUUGACCAUUGACGCCGCCCCAUUUUACACACUUCCAUCCUAUUACACCCCAUCCCUCGUCACGCUUUGACUUUGUCAUGCGACGACGACUCAUAGACUCUUUAGCAUUCGUGUCCGAGAUAAUAAAAUGCGCUUAUGUGUAUAGACCAGAAAAGUUACAUUAUAUCACACCAAGCCGUGAAAAAAACAUUUUAGGUAAAUUAAGGAAACCUACUUACAAUAUUAUGCUGCUGCGCGUAGGACGCAUGCCUCUAGAAGAGUAAUCUUAUGCAGAACUAUUGGGGAUCGACAAAACACCGUGCGACCGUGUUUUAAUUUUUUGCCGAAUAAUGACAGCAGUUCGACGAACGACGACUACUUUCACCAAACGUAUUUAAUUUUUUCCCUGAACAUCCGAUAUUUUAUUUAAAUCACUCACAGUGCAUAGUCAGUGGCAGGAAGAUUGCAGCACUUUUUUUUAACGAGUUUUGCAACGCAUCCAAUGGAAGAAUAUGUUUUUUUAAUGAGUUUCUUAAACAAGCUUCAGGAGUGAAUAUGGUAUGGUGAAUUUAUUAAUUUUAUUCCGAUCAUUGUCGAUAGCGACACAUCCAAGUGCUGUCGCUCCUGUUCUGUCUAUCCCCGAAACAUAAUUACUUUAAGGCAGCGCGAAUACUCGCGGAGCGUGUGUAUGUACAGUGUAAAAGAUGCGUUGUGGAUAUGUACAGUGUAGAGGUAUAAUUGAGCAAGUGAAGUGAUAAAAAGGAAAAAAGAAGCGCGUAUAUAUUAUAGCUAUGAAUAAGUAUAAUAAGGCGGGAGCGUGCGCACGUGUCGCGCAACGUGUUGUUUAUUUUGCGACGGAAAACUCCACGUUCUUCCGUUCCAUUCUGUUCUCCCUUUCUGCAACCUGUCGUAUUCAUGUAGUAAAAUGCAGGACGAUACGUUUCUUGCACCAGUAUCGUUUCGUGACGCGUGCGUCCGCUGUCGCGCCUCGUCUAUCUUGUAAAAUAUCUGUGAAUAUUAUGAUUUAGUUUCUUCCUAUUUGUAGACAGGUAUGCAAAGAGAUGUUUACGUUAAUCGUUUAAGGAGAAUGUACAGAUACCCACUACCACCUUUUUUUGUUUUGUGUUUUACUGUAGUUAUCGAUAAUUAUAUGGAUAUUAACGAUAAUAAUAACUAUGAUUAAAAAAAAAAACUUAAGCACGGCUCGAUUGCGUCAUUCUUGAAAAACCCGCUAAUGCGCAAUAUUUAUUCUGUGUAAGAGAAAAACUCUUGGUGAUAAUGUAUCAUUUGUAUAUUAGUAAUUACGUGAUCUCCUAAUAAUCGAAAAAAAAAAUGAAACUUGAAUAGAAUUGA
This is a messenger RNA of Odontomachus brunneus, 18601 nucleotides long. RefSeq names its product protein split ends-like. Bases 2172 to 15773 code for a protein of 4533 amino acids. The transcript is spliced from 13 exons. NCBI's taxonomy places the organism in Eukaryota, Metazoa, Arthropoda, Insecta, Hymenoptera, Formicidae. Gene Ontology annotation, biological process: regulation of transcription by RNA polymerase II. Gene Ontology annotation, cellular component: nucleus. The record is from RefSeq and is a predicted model, not a curated record. Gene Ontology annotation, molecular function: mRNA binding.